Messenger RNA from Pelobates fuscus (common spadefoot toad), 1595 nucleotides. It is a transcript of the gene PELI2, whose product is annotated as pellino E3 ubiquitin protein ligase family member 2. NCBI's taxonomy places the organism in Eukaryota, Metazoa, Chordata, Amphibia, Anura, Pelobatidae. The transcript has 6 exons. Bases 174 to 1433 code for a protein of 419 amino acids. Gene Ontology annotation, molecular function: protein binding; ubiquitin protein ligase activity. Gene Ontology annotation, biological process: protein polyubiquitination; regulation of Toll signaling pathway. The record is from RefSeq and is a predicted model, not a curated record.
GCGGGGCUGGCGAGUCAUUGGCGGCGGUGGACGGAGCAGGGGGAGCGAGGCCCCGGGUUGUCCUGAGUGCGAGGCCGAGCAGGACGUGCUGGAGGCCGGGGUGGGGCGGCCCGGGCCCCGCUGGAGGUGUUCGGCUCCCGGGCGGAGAGCGGGACUAGUCACCGGCCUUCUCCAUGUUUUCUCCCAGCCAGGAGGAGCACUGCGCCCCCAACAAGGAGCCCGUCAAAUACGGAGAGCUGGUGGUCAUGGGGUACAAUGGCUGCCUCCCAAACGGAGACAGAGGAAGAAGGAAAAGUAGAUUCGCACUGUAUAAACGCCCCAAAUCUAAUGGUGUCAGAGCCAGCUCGGUGCACGUCAUUUCAACCCCUCAGGCCUCCAAGGCGAUCAGCAGCAGAGGUCAACACAGCAUCUCCUACACACUAUCCAGAACCCAGACAGUUGUAGUGGAAUAUACUCACGACAAGGACACAGAUAUGUUUCAGAUUGGAAGAUCAACAGAAAGUCCAAUUGACUUUGUAGUAACAGACACCAUUUCUGGUAACCAGAACGAAGAGACGCAGAUUACACAAAGUACAAUAUCCAGGUUUGCCUGCAGAAUAGUCUGCGAUCGGAACCCACCUUACACAGCUAGAAUCUUUGCUGCUGGGUUUGACUCCUCAAAAAAUAUAUUUCUUGGUGAGAAAGCUGCCAAGUGGAAGAAUCCUGAUGGUCACAUGGAUGGAUUAACCACCAAUGGUGUUCUCGUGAUGCAUCCAAGGGGCGGGUUUACAGAAGAGUCAAAGCCCGGCGUAUGGCGAGAAAUCUCUGUCUGCGGUGAUGUGUACACACUGAGAGAGACGAGAUCAGCGCAACAAAGGGGCAAACUUGUGGAAAACGAGACCAAUAUUCUUCAGGACGGGUCUCUAGUUGACUUAUGUGGUGCCACCCUUCUUUGGAGAACAGCAGAUGGCUUGUUACAAACUCCAACUCAAAAACAUAUUGAAGCUUUGCGACAGGAAAUCAAUGCUGCCAGACCUCAGUGCCCUGUUGGAUUAAACACCCUAGCUUUCCCCAGUAUCCACCGCAAAGAUGUUGUGGAAGAAAAACAGCCUUGGGCUUACCUCACUUGUGGUCACGUACACGGGUAUCAUAACUGGGGUCACCGCAGUGACACAGAAGCAAACGAGAGAGAGUGUCCGAUGUGUAGAACAAUUGGCCCAUACGUGCCUCUUUGGCUUGGUUGCGAAGCAGGAUUUUAUGUAGAUGCUGGCCCUCCCACCCAUGCUUUCAGCCCAUGUGGACAUGUCUGCUCAGAGAAAUCUGCCAAAUAUUGGUCUCAAAUCCCACUUCCUCAUGGUACACAUGCAUUUCACGCUGCCUGCCCUUUCUGUGCAACACAACUGACUGGUGAAGAAAGCUGUGUCAAACUUAUUUUCCAGGGUCCUGUUGACUGAUGGUAUUUAUAACAAACAAUAAAGCUUUGUUAAAAAGGAAAAAAAAAAUUAAAUACUGUGAAAUUUUCACCACUAAUAUUAGAAUUGAUCUUUUUAUAAUUUUAGUAAUGGGGAGCAAAUAGAUAACCUUUUUCCAGUGUCCUUGAACUGAUCAGAUGUCAA